Molecule: messenger RNA, 1659 nt
Organism: Phytophthora sojae
Lineage: Eukaryota; Oomycota; Peronosporomycetes; Peronosporales; Peronosporaceae
Exons: 2
Coding region: 1-1659 (552 amino acids)
Biological process (GO): amino acid transport; transmembrane transport
Cellular component (GO): membrane
Molecular function (GO): amino acid transmembrane transporter activity
Source: RefSeq, a predicted model, not a curated record
AUGGCCGAGACUCGCCGCUCCGGUUUCUCGGCGCUGUGGCGCACCAAGCCCCUUGCUGUCAUCGACGCAGAAGAGCGAUCGCAAGAUAUCCCCCGUACACUUAACCUCUUUGACCUUUGCUGUAUCGGGGUGGGAGGAACCAUCGGCAGCGGCAUCUUCUCCACCGCCGGAUCGAUCAUCUCGGAGACCGCUGGCCCCGCUGCGGUGUUGAGCUGGCUCGUUGGUGGCGUUAUUUGCUGUCUCAAUGCGCUAGCGUACAUGGAGCUGUCUACGCGUGUACCGUCUUCGGGCAGUACGUACGCGUACGCCUACCACACGAUUGGAGAGCUUCCCGCCGUCGUCGCCGCGUGGUUGCUGACGCUGGAGUACGCGGAGUGGCUGCUGAUCGAGCACCCGGACAAGAGCUUCCACUGGCUCAACCUGCAGUCCGCUAAUCUGAGCGGCGGUCUCAUCCAAUUCCUGAGCAUGGUGGUGCUGCUGAUGGGCGUCCGAUUCGGCAAAGCCUUCGUGAACAUCGUCACCAUUGUCAAGAUGUGCGUCGUGGCCUUCAUCAUCAUCGCAGGAUUCGCUGCCAUGAACCCCAACAACCUGUCACCGUUCGUCCCUGCGCGCGUUGAGCUGGAUGGUGAUAUGUCGUUUGGAACCCAGGGUAUCAUCACCGGCGCUUCGCAGGCAUUUUUCGGCUACGUGGGCUUCGAUGAGGUUUGCUGCCUCGCCGGAGAGACCAAGAACCCCAAGAAGAUCAUGCCCAUUGCCGUCAUGUCCGUUGUGGUCGGAACAAUGGUGCUCAGCACGCUGUGCUCUCUCGUGCUGGCCGGUAUGGUGAACUACCUCGAUGCCGGCAGCUUUGGCGAUGGCUUCGAGGGCCACGGCUGGAAGUGGGCUGGCACCAUUGUGCGUGCAGGUGAGGUGGUGACGAUGCCGGUUGUGGCGCUCAUCGGCUUCCUGGCCCAGCCGCGCCUCAAUUACGUGCUUGCCUGCGACGGACUCCUCCCCCGUGUUUUCGCCGAGGUGGACUCCAAGGGCAACCUGUUCAAGAACACGCUCAUCACGGGCCUGUUCUUCACGGUGAUCGCCGUUGUGGUGCCGUUCGACACGCUCUGGGACAUCGUGAACUUCGGUGUCAUGAUGUCAUUCAUCGUUGCCAACGUUUCGCUGACGCUGGCGCGCAUGAAGCCGCAGUCGCCCAAGCUGGCCCCGAUUUUGGUCGCUGCGAUGUUCGUGACGUCUGGAUGCACGGCCUUCCUGUACCAGGAGGGAUACGAGAACAACUCGUCCUCGGCGUGCCUGGUUCUCGCCAUCGUCUUCCUCGUCAUCACUGUGGGUAUCUCGGUGGUGUUGUUUAUCAAGUGCCCCCAGACCGCCAACUCGCCCGGUCUGUUCGCCGCUCCGCUGGUGCCGUUCAUUCCGAUGAUCAGCAUUCUUGCCGACUGGUACAUGAUCGCGCAGAUCGGCCACCUAGCGCUGGGUCUCAGCGUCGCCUGGAUGGCCGUCGGCGCGCUCUCGUACUUCGUCUACGGCUACUUCCACGCCGAGUCGCGCAAUGACUGGAACCGCCUGCUCGGCCAGAGCCUGCCCACCCACGGUGACAGCCUCUCGGCGCCCAUGCUCUCGGCCAAGUUCUCGGUGCAGGACCCCAAGUCCCCCGCCGUCUAUUAG